Procambarus clarkii (red swamp crayfish) is the source of this 480-nucleotide messenger RNA. NCBI's taxonomy places the organism in Eukaryota, Metazoa, Arthropoda, Malacostraca, Decapoda, Cambaridae. The record is from RefSeq and is a predicted model, not a curated record.
GGAAGUGCCAGUGGAUCAGGGGGCACCACAGCACAGGGAAGUGCCAGUGGAUCAGGGGGCACCACAGCACAGGGAAUUGCCAGUGGAUUAGGGGGGACCACAGCACAGGGAAGUGCCAGUGGAUCAGGGGGCACCACAGCACAGGGAAGUGCCAGUGGAUCAGGGGGGACCACAGCACAGGGAAGUGCCAGUGGAUCAGGGGGCACCACAGCACAGGAAAGUGCCAGUGGAUCAGGGGGCACCACAGCACAGGGAAGUGCCAGUGGAUCAGGGGGCACCACAGCACAGGGAAGUGCCAGUGGAUCAGGGGGCACCACAGCACAGGGAAGUGCCAGUGGAUCAGGGGGCACCACAGCACAGGGAAGUGCCAGUGGAUCAGGGGGCACCACAGCACAGGAAAUUGCCAGUGGAUCACGGGGCACCAGAGGAGACAAAGAGCCACAGAGUGAGUGCCACAGCCAGUGCCACAGGGAACUAUAG